Molecule: messenger RNA, 6527 nt
Organism: Neodiprion fabricii
Lineage: Eukaryota; Metazoa; Arthropoda; Insecta; Hymenoptera; Diprionidae
Gene: mamo
Product: protein bric-a-brac 1-like
Exons: 4
Coding region: 95-1819 (574 amino acids)
Biological process (GO): regulation of transcription by RNA polymerase II
Cellular component (GO): nucleus
Molecular function (GO): protein binding
Source: RefSeq, a predicted model, not a curated record
CGUCACAGUGGGCCGGUUGAGCCUUCCUUCGUUCGAUUCAGGGCAGGCUCCAUUCAUUUUACAUGUAGCAAGCAGGGUUGCGGGCAGUUCAGACAUGGGAAGUGAGCAUUACUGCCUGAGGUGGAACAAUCAUCAGAGCAACUUGCUGGGUGUGUUCAGUCAGCUGCUGGAGUCCGAGUCGCUGGUGGACGUGACGCUGGCGUGCACGGAGGGCCCCUCGAUCCGCGCUCACAAGGUUGUACUUUCGGCCUGCUCCAGCUACUUCCAGGCUUUGUUUCUCGACCACCCAAAUCGCCACCCCAUCGUCAUCCUCAAGGACGUCCGCUUCUCCGAGCUACGAACCCUCGUCGACUUCAUGUACAAGGGAGAAGUGAACGUUGAGUAUUGCCAGCUCUCAGCGCUCCUAAAGACGGCCGAGAGUCUCAAAGUCAAGGGACUCGCUGACAUGACAAACAUCAAUGCUGCGGCAUCGUCGAGGUGUGAACUAGACCAGCAACAGCAGCAACAGCAGCAACAGCAGCAACAGCAACAACAGCAACAGCAACAACAGCAACAACAGCAACAGCAACAACAGCAACAGCAACAACAACAUCUUGCCAAUGAGAACCAGCGGGAUCGAGAGCACCGGGAACGCGAUAGGGACAAAGAACGGGAGAGGGAAAGAGACCGGGAUAGGGAACGGGAACGGGAACGGGAACGGGAACGGGAACGGGAAAGAGAGAGGGAGAGGGAGAGGGAACGGGAGAGGGACAGGGAAACGGAAGUGGAAUGCGAACAAUCUCAACCUCAGCAGCUCAGCGACGUAAUGGAAGCUGUUCAUAUGACCGAGUGUCCACCGUCACCCACGGGACCCGGGAGUCCGUGUCCCGGACCUCUGGCCCUUCAUCGAACCAGAAGGAACUCGGACGACGCUGCGAGCCUCGAAGAAACGAGAGGCUCCCUGAGUCCCAUAUCCGUUCACAGUGGUCCCAGCGACAUGAGUCUCAGUAAUAACACCGCCGGUGCAACAGCCGGAGGCAUUAUACCCCUCCAACUGCCGCAAAGCAGGCUUCCGUCUCCUCACAGUACGGAACCACUCGCCGGACCCUCGGGACUUCCGCCUGUACAACAAGUUCCUCUCUCCCUAAAGAAGGAAGUAGAUUGGGAGCGAUCUACGGACGAUCGAGUAUCGAAUAUCGAGGCGACGACUGACUACAGACUCCCACCAGAUCCGGAGUUGAUGGGUUUGGAUGAACGGGUGUUUGCGUGCAUGUACUGCGGUGCCUCGUUCCUCCAUCAGAGCAAGCUGACGCGGCACAUCCUAUCGCACAGCCUCGAGUCGCUAAAGUACAGGGAGCAGGCGGCGCAUCUCCAGCUCCAGGCGCAGCUCGGUCUCGAUUCGGGUCUCCAUCUGGCUUCCGAGGUUGUCCACUACGCGCCCGGAGGUCCGGUUGAGCCGAUGGACCUGGAGCUAGCCGCCCAUUCGGACCCAUCGUCCGGUGUAGUGCUUUGCAAGUUUUGUGGUAAAUCAUUCCCCGACGUCGGUUCGCUGAUCGCCCACCUCCCCGCCCACACCGGCGACCGACCUUUCAAGUGCGAAUUUUGCGGCAAGGCUUUCAAGCUUCGCCAUCAUAUGAAAGACCAUUGCCGCGUUCACACCGGCGAACGGCCGUUCAGGUGCGCCCUUUGCGGCAAAACCUUUUCGAGAUCCACGAUCUUGAAGGCACACGAAAAGACACAUUAUCCAAAGUAUGUGCGAAAGUUCCUUUCACCCAGCCCCGUUGAUCCAUCCGAGGAGGAAGCCCCGGCGGCACAUCCACCGGCGCCUCCCCAUCAUUGAGUAUAAUGACAAAUUUUUAACUCCGCCUCUUUACGUAUAAUUAUCAUUAUAAUUUUAUUACUAUUAUUAUUAUUAUUAUUAUUAUUAUUAUUAUUAUUAUUAUAUACUAUUAUUAUUACAAUUAUAUAUUAUUAAUCUUACUGUUAUUAGCGUAGAGGUACGUGUGCGUUGAAAAAUCUCCAACGCGGUAUUUUUUCCCACCAUUCGUUCGUUCAUUUGAAACAAAAAGAAAUUUUUUAAUUAUUUUUUUCAAUUUAUUAUACUCUUUUUUUUUUCGAUCGCUUCUUCCCGCCUAUUUUAUGUACUCAGUAGAAUAUCAAUUCCGAUCCUGGAUACAGAUUCCUGCACCGACGUCUUACCGACGUUUCCAGAACGUUCGAGGAUAAGGAUAUCCCCGCUCUGGGUGACCUUAUCGACCGUCGGAUAGUCCGAUUGUCCAGCGUUAUCGAUCGAAGGUGAAAGAUAUGGUAAAGUAGAGCGCAAAUCUGGCGGAUUUUAACCCUCUGUCGAUAAGGUUGAACAACCGAACGAUCAUAUGAUCGAUAAGAUCAGCCAAAUUGGGGAUAUCCCCACCCUUGAACGUUCUAGAAGUAUCGGUAAAAUGUCGGUGCAAGAAUCUGUGUCCAGAACCUGCCUCACUACUCUAAUUUUUUCUCCGCGUUUUUCAUUUUUCAUUUUUCUUUUUUCUUUUUUUUUGUUGUUCCCUUUUUCACGCCAACGCUCCGCGUUUCAUUUGCAAGAAUAACGGUUACAUAUAGGUAGUAUAACAUAAUACAUAUAUAAAUAUAUAUAUGUAUUAUAUACAAUAUACAUAUUAUAGGAACAAUUGUAAACUACAUAAAAUAAGCAACUAUAUAAUAAUAGCAUAAUAAUGAUAAUGAUGUAGGAUAUAUAUAUAAAAAAAAGAAGCGUAUACGCGCGUCAUGUAGCGAUUAUACAACAUGACCCGGUUGCGUAUACAUGCAUACUGUGCACCUAGCCUCGAGGCAAUCCGACGGUAUUUCUAGUUAGUCCUGUGAUUUUGGUUAGGAUGGUUGGUGUAUAUCCGUGUCUCAUUCGAGGGGGAGAGGAUAAGGGACACGUUAAAAAACCUAGUAUAACAAAGAAACGAAAAAAAAAAAAUGAAAUGACAUGAAAUGAAAUUAAUAUAAAAUCAUAUGAAAAUCUCCCUCGUUUAAUCAGUGCUUUAAGAUAAAACGUUCAGCUUAUCCUUAUACGUACACAUAUUUGUAUAUAUCAUAGGAAAAUACACGCGUGCACGCAUAAAUUCUACACACAUGCAUGCGCGUUUCGAUGAAACUUUGUUCGCACGCGCACACCCACGCAUACCACAAUAUUACACUAUACGCAACUUAAUUACGCCGCGUGCAUGUGUGUACACAUUUACGCGCGAAGUACACGUAUUUAUACAAUUAUACAUAUAUACACCUAUGUGCAUAGGUAUGCAUACAUAUGUUCGUGUGUAGGUAAAUUAUUGAGGUAUUUAAGUUGCGAAAGAAGGGGAAGAAAAAAAAAAGGAAGAAAAAAAAUAGAGGUGAAACGACGAGUGAAAACGAAGGGGGAAAAAAUAACCUAGACGCCACGGUUGGUGCUUUUAAAAAGAGAUUCUGACAAAAUGCUGUGAAUUAUAUAUAAAUUGAUUAUACAUCUAAUGAUAAAACGGACGAGAAAGAGAAACGAUGCUAAAAGUGAAGAGAAUAAACUUGAAUAAGAAAAGUACACACACACACACAUACAUACAACUACGUCGUGAAAUGACGAAAAAAACAAAGAAACAAAUAACAAUAUUGUAUAUCGUACGAUUUCUACUAUGUACAAUGAUUGACUGUUGUUGAUACGAUUGAGGAUAUUUUAUACUCCAGUUGAACGGGGUGGGUUUACACUAUAUUAGUAAUAAUAAUAUAAAACACAGACGAUAAACAAAUGAAAAUAGUAAUGAUAAAAUAGUAAUGAUAAUUCCAUAAUAUAUGUAUAUGUAUAUUUAAUAUACAUCUAGAGAUACACACGUGCAGGGUGGAGGCUAAAAAGAAAUAGAGAGAGAAAGAGAGAGAGAGAGAGAGAGAGAGAGGAGAGAAAGAUGAAUAGCGAAAGUUGAUGAAUCCUGAAAGGUCUCUGUACAUAAAAUAUAUGCAAACGUACGUACGGAUGCAAAAAAUGAAAUUGCAUCCGCAUGAAUUGGAAACGUAAAGAGUGCGCUGGCAUAAUAUAACGAUAACGAUACAUAUUCUCACUCCUUGUACUGUUCGGUCCUUUGACGUGUAUGUCGCUGACAGAGUUCAACCCUUUUUCUUUUUUUUUUUUUUUUCUUCGCAUUAUUACUUUUUUGUACGGUGCAAAAGCUCGGUGAUCCUGGAAUUCGGCAAGUUCUUCGUUUAUAUUGAAAUGCAAUAUCGAUGUAUGAUGAAUUUUCUAAUUUCUUCUGAUAAGAUAAUCGAAAAUUUACUGGCUUUUCGUUGUAGACACAAACGAGCGGGUACCAACGAUUGAUUUGUCUAGUGCAGAUUGUCGAGAAUGAAAAAAUUUUCUCAUCAUUCGAAAUAUAGUAUUUGAUGUGAGAUAACUUCGGUUAGUGUUAAACUCGAAUAAAAUCGCGCAGAAAAAAUAUAUAUACAACUUCGUUUCGUGUUGGAUUAGCAAAUUCAAACCUCGGCACAGAAUCAACAUGGCCGCCGUGUUACCCCGCUUCGAGUUUUAUUUCAGUGGCACAAUCGCUCUCAGCAACCUUCAUUUACCGCGUGACGUUUCACGUUCAACAGCAGUACGGCAAGAGCAGUUUAGUUGUCAUUUUACUUUCGGCGAAUGUAUAAAUAGCGAAAUUUUCGAUUGCAAAGUUUGCACGGAUUGUACAUGGUUUGCUUAUAAAAUGUAUGUUUUUCGAUAAACACAAAAAAUAUUACAAAUGCCUCGCACAUUGUGUCUGUUGAACGCAGACGCAAUCACGAUUUGUUGACGAUGUUUGACGUUAUUAUUCUAAAAAUUCGUUCGGCACAAUUAUUUCAGAAACGACGAGUCGAGAUUAUCCCGGAAUUCUGAAAAGUUGUAUCUCUUGAAGUUGUAUCUCUUGAAGUUGUAUCUCUUGACCGAAACCUGUAUGGUACGUGGCUAUAGAAAGAGAUACAUAAUAGACAUGAUGCCGGUUAGCCAUCGACGGUGCAAUAUACCUAUAUCUGUCUAUCCACCAUUCGUUAUUUUUACUCUAAUUCGUUGUAUAUUUAUACAGAAUAGAAGAACAAGUUAUACAUGUAUACACAAAUUAAACGUAUAUCGCAGUUUAGUUAGCUAGAAAAAUCGGUUUUUACAUACUAUUUGCAUACCAUAAAAUACGUGUACACUGUUGGAAAAAAGGUUAAUUUUUUUUUUUUUUUUUCGACAUCUCGAAUAGUCUGGUCAAAAAUUUAUACACGUUUACCAGACAGACCUUUGGCUGAUAAUAGAUACCCACGUUAUAAAUUUGAGACGAAUUCGAUGCCUUGUUUUCAUAAUCAUCAAAGAUUGUUGAUGCUCUGUCAAUAUUUCUAUAACGCAUUAUUGAACAAAAUGAGAAAACUCUCUGCAAUAAUAAUGUCGAUUUAUACUAUUUACCAACGUAAUAGAAAUGAAACAAGAUUUAUUUGAAAACGAAGAAAUUUUUAUUUCCGAACAGUUUAAUAUUUACACAAACUAUUCGGAACAGUGUGUAUCCUGUACGUCGGUGAUGAUUGGUCUUCAGAAAAACCACCAUAACUUCCUUUUUAUUGAUUUAUUAUUUUCAACUUUAAUUUGUAAAGAGUGAUAAAGCCAACUGGAAAAAUAACCGAAUAUACGUACAUACGUAAAUAUUUAGUCACACGGAAAAAAACGCGAAAAAAAAUGUAUGCACGUAAAUCCUGAGCAAAAAUCAGAGCGAUUCGAAUUGUUUCGAAUGUUUGAUAAAAAAAAAAAAAAAAAAAAAAUUACCAUCACGUAUUUCGGUAUGAAAAGUUCAAGAUGGCCGCGCAGUUGGUUCGCCCGGUAAUUAAUAUGUGCAAAAGAAUCGUCAAUCGAACGCGAAUCGAGCUGAAAAAAUCUGUGCUGGUUAUAAUUUUACAGGCACGAAAAGAUUGGACUAAUUGACAGCCACGAUACGUACAAUCUUUUCGUGUAUAAAUACGCAACAUAACGUCCAGGAUACAAUUUGGUAUUGGCGUGAGAAAUUAUUGGACAACCCAAACGUGAAUUCGUAUGCAAAUAUAAUAUGAAUUUGAUGUUUAAACACAUCGCGAUCAAUCAAUUAACGUUCAAGUAUUGCAGAAAUUGUCUAUCAUUUAUACCGUAGUUAAUCUUUACCUCAUUUUCAAUCUCUAAAAGAUGUUUCCUACGAGAUUUUCGAUUAUCCAAGAAAUUAUGCGAUGUGAAGGAUUUAUUUUUCGCAGAAAAUAUACCGCAAGCGUGUUUUGCAAAAAACUCGAUAUUCGUCACUCUGUGUUAUUACAUUUUCUCGCAUAGACAGUCGAACGAUUUUUCUUGUUUUCCUUUUUAUUUAUUUAUUUUUUUUUUUUUAAAGUCUCUCCCUUUAGAAAAAAAAAACUUCAACAUGCACGCACGCGUAUAACGAUAUGAAGACCAAAAUCGAAAGAAAUUGUAUAAACUAAAAGACAUCCGUAUACAUAAACGAACACACGUGAGAAAAAAAAAUUAAAAAAAAAUAAAUAAAAAAACAAACACGAACACACGAACCAGAAUAAGAACG